Molecule: messenger RNA, 3615 nt
Organism: Siniperca chuatsi (mandarin fish)
Lineage: Eukaryota; Metazoa; Chordata; Actinopteri; Centrarchiformes; Sinipercidae
Product: receptor-type tyrosine-protein phosphatase epsilon-like
Exons: 21
Coding region: 686-2728 (680 amino acids)
Biological process (GO): protein dephosphorylation
Molecular function (GO): protein tyrosine phosphatase activity
Source: RefSeq, a predicted model, not a curated record
UUGCGCCCGGGGGAGGGUCUCCACUCUCCACUCUGGCUGCCAUAACGCGGCUCAGCUCAGGCAGGCAGGGGGGAAGCGCAUCCUCAGAGAGAUCUGCUGGGAUCAUGAUCAUCAGGGGAACAUAAACGCAUUCUUCGGCUGCAGUCAGAUGACACAACUUCGUGUGUUUUGUGUUAUUCUCCAAAGGACAUAACAGAAGAGGCAGCUAGGCGUCGGGUCCGUGCAGGAAAGAGACAAGCCGACAUCAUCAACCGCUGAGCCGCGUGAGGCAGGUCACCGCAGAGUACCACGGUUUCCAGGUUAUCAAUGUCACAGAGAGGAUGUGAGUAGGAAAAGGGCUGAGGGUAGAAAACCCCAAUCCAGGAAAGGAACUGGGACCACAUGGCUGCUAUGGACUGACGGGUCAACUGAUACCAGAUCACACUGGUUUUGCUUGGAAGUUCCACCUGACAGGACAAGACUGCAAGCAGAUUUCCCAUAAGGACUUUAACUGUUCAGCAGAGAGACAGACAUCACUCUCAAGCCUCAUCAAAGCUAAGCUCUCCUUUCUGCCCUCUGUAUGCUUCACCAGGCUGCAGAUGCAUUAUAUAUUGAUUUGGUGCCUUCUAGUGGAAUUUGUGAAGAAUUACAGGGUUUCUGUUUUAUGUGACAAGGUUUUUGUUUUGUUUUUUUAUCCACAGUGACAAUGGUGUUGUUUCUGAUUGGGAUCUCUAUUGCUGUGAAUAAUUCAUCUCAUGAGAACCAAACUGCAGAAAACCCCACCCAUCAGGGUGCCCAUGUCCUGCCCUCAACACUGGUCAUAUCCCUGCUUCUUAUCAUCGUUGUCCUGCUGACAAUCUACUGUCUGAGGUUCAAAAACCAUAGGAAAGCUCUAGUUACCUCGGUGGAUAAAAAGAUUCCAAAUGGCUUCAUGGAGGAACAAGGAGAGCAGACAGUGGUCCUCCUCCCCAGAUCUCCCUCGCCAUCCAAGAGGUACUUCCCCAUCCCUCUUGACUCGCUGGAGGAGGAGUACCGGAUACGCUCUGCAGACGAUGGCAAGCUCUUCAGAGAAGAGUUCAAUUCACUGCCGUGUUACUACCACCACGGGUCCUUUGAGGAGGCAAGCAGAGAGCACAACAGAGAGAAAAACAGAUACCCAAACAUUUUACCAUAUGAUCAUUCAAGAGUGAUGUUAAGUCAUCUUGAUGGACAUCUGUGUUCAGACUACAUAAAUGCAUCUUACAUAGAUGGUUAUAAAGAGAAGAACAAAUUCAUUGCAGCACAAGGCCCAAAGCUUGAGACAGCGGGCGACUUCUGGCGGAUGAUUUGGGAACAGAAAACAUCAACUAUAGUAAUGCUGACAAAUCUGAAAGAAAGGAAGGAGGACAAAUGUUUUCAGUAUUGGCCAGAAAAAGGUUGCUGGAUGUACGGGAAUGUCAGGGUGGCAAUGGAGGACUUCACUGUACUGGUGGACUACACCAUUAGAAAAUUUUGUGUUCAAUAUCAGGGCAGCGAUGGUCCCCGAGCUCCCCGGCUGGUCACCCAGCUCCACUUCACCAGCUGGCCAGACUUCGGGGUGCCAUUCUCACCCAUCGGCAUGCUGAAAUUCCUCAAGAGGGUCAAGGCUGUCAAUCCAUCAUAUGCUGGGCCCAUUGUUGUACACUGCAGUGCUGGGGUGGGGAGGACUGGGACAUUCAUUGUCAUUGACAGCAUGAUCGACAUGAUGCACAUGGAACAGAGGGUGGAUGUCUUUGGCUUUGUGAGCAGAAUACGAGAACAGCGCUGUCAGCUCAUCCAGACAGAUAUGCAGUACUCCUUCAUCUACCAGGCUCUGUUGGAGUACUAUCUGUAUGGAGACACAGAGCUAGAUGUGUGCUCUCUGGAGGGCCAUCUGCAGAGGCUUCACAACACCAGGGCUCCCCACGACAGGCUGGGCCUGGAGGAGGAGUUCAGGAAGCUGACCAACGUUCGCAUAAUGAAGGAGAACAUGAGAACUGGGAACCUUCCUGCCAACAUGAAGAAGAACCGUGUGCUUCAGAUCAUUCCGUAUGAUUUCAACCGAGUAAUACUCUCAGUGAAAAGAGGACAGGAGUUCACCGACUACAUCAAUGCCUCCUUUAUUGAUGGCUACAGGCAGAAGGACUAUUUUAUCGCAACCCAGGGCCCCCUGUCUCACACAGUGGAGGACUUCUGGAGGAUGGUGUGGGAGUGGAGGUGUCAUUCAAUCGUUAUGCUCACCGAACUCAAAGAGAGGGAGCAGGAAAAGUGUUUCCAGUAUUGGCCAUCAGAGGGCAGUGUAACAUUUGGAGAUUAUAUUGUGGAGCUGACUGGAGAUACACUGUGUGAAACCUUCACUCUCAAAGACAUGGUGCUCACCUACAGACCAGAAAAACAGUCACAACACGUCCGACUCUUCCACUUCCACGGAUGGCCUGAGAUUGGAAUACCAGCCGAGGGAAAAGGGAUGAUUGACAUUAUUGCCGCUGUGCAGAGGCAGCAGCAGCAGUCUGGAAACCGUCCCAUAAUUGUGCACUGCAGUGCUGGUGCGGGUCGGACCGGUACCUUCAUUGCCCUCAGUAACAUUCUGGAGAGGGUGAAAGCUGAAGGCCUCCUGGACGUUUUUCAGACAGUCAAGAGUUUACGCAUGCAGAGACCACACAUGGUUCAGACUGUGGAGCAGUACGACUUCUGCUACAGAGUGGUUCAGGAUUUUGUUGACAUCUUCUCAGACUACGCCAAUUUUAAAUAAUACCUGUCAAAUUAACUUAUGCAUUUUUCCCCCUGAAUUUUAUUUUCUAAAGCAAACUCUUUUUACAUUUUGCACUUGAUUACAGAUCUAAAAAAAUGUUGUAACAUAUUGUAAUAUAAUUGAAAACAUCUGUGCUCCAGGAGAGUCUGUCUCUUUUAGGAAUGCUUGAUCUUCAAGUAUCCCAAUGUAAAAUAUAGAAAUUAUAGUGGUUCACUUAAUUGGUUGGUUGGGUACUUGAAUAUGUAAAAAAAAAAAAAAAAAAAAAAAAAAAAAAAAAAAUGUAUGUUGCAUAAGUGCAACAUUGUGAGGGUCAAUAAAGUGUUUAAGAGGAAAUAUUCAAAAACUGUAUUCCUACUUAUAUAUACCAAUAUAAAUAAUGUUUAUAUAUUAUAGUAUGUAUUGCUCACUACCUGAAAUGCAUCACUAAUGUGUUAAAGAGUACAUGCAUUCUCUCUUUUAUUUCUGCUUUAUUUUGUUACCGACCACAAUGCCUUUGGUUUACACUAGUCUUGUAUUUUAUGCUGCCCACUCAACAUGUUUGAUUGCUAUGAAGAGAAUAAAUUGUGUGUUUGAUAAGUAGGGUAAAAUGAUUAAUGCUUUUGCUAAAAUUAUGUCCUGUCUGACAUGUGUGAAUAAUAUUUAUGAUCUGCUUUUAGCUCAAACAAAAACAUAAAACUCAAGAUACAUUUCAUUCUGUUAGACUCUGCAAAUUACCUCACUUCUGUCUAUGAAUAACUUAACAGCUGCUGCCUGUUGCAAUUUUAUUCAACUUAACCAACUUUCUUUUGUUGCCUGUGGCAAUAUUACUUAGUGGAUUGGCGCCUGACGCUGCAAAAUGCAACUAGCCCACAUUGGAACAGGCAGAAAAUAAAGUGUUAUUACAUGAA